Condylura cristata (star-nosed mole) is the source of this 1102-nucleotide messenger RNA. It is a transcript of the gene PTGES3L, whose product is annotated as prostaglandin E synthase 3 (cytosolic)-like. The transcript is spliced from 7 exons. Gene Ontology annotation, cellular component: nucleus; cytosol. Lineage: Eukaryota; Metazoa; Chordata; Mammalia; Eulipotyphla; Talpidae. Gene Ontology annotation, biological process: protein folding; chaperone-mediated protein complex assembly. The record is from RefSeq and is a predicted model, not a curated record. Bases 199 to 744 code for a protein of 181 amino acids. Gene Ontology annotation, molecular function: protein-folding chaperone binding; Hsp90 protein binding.
GAUUUAAUUCGGACCCACACGGUUUUAUUGAGCGAUUAUUGCGAAUCAGGCACUGAGUGUACUUUAGUUGGGGAAACAUGUGAUGAAGCCGGGACAAGCCAUCCCACGUUUCUGCGUCUAGGGUAGCCUGUCCAGAUCCCGACGGGCCGGUGGUCUCCUGGGUACGUUUCCGUAGAGAGCCGAAGGGCUUCAGGGAUUAUGCUCUCCCAGUUUCUCCUGAGAGCGGACACCUUGGCUUCUUGCCUCUGCCGCCCCUAUGAAGUCCCACCGCAACUCCUCUCCAGGCAGCAUGCCCGGACCCUCUGGUACGACAGGCCCAAGUAUGUGUUCAUGGAAUUUUGUGUCGAGGACAGCACCGAUGUCCAUGUGCUCAUCGAAGACCAUCGCAUUGUAUUCAGCUGCAAGAAUGCCGAUGGUGUGGAGAUGUACAAUGAGAUCGAGUUCUAUGCCAAGGUGAACUGCAAGGACUCCCAGGAUAAGCGCUCUUGCCGCUCCAUUACUUGCUUUGUGAGGAAAUGGAAGGAAAAGGUGGCCUGGCCCCGGCUCACCAAAGAGGAUAACAAGCCAGUGUGGCUCUCUGUGGACUUUGAUAACUGGAGAGACUGGGAAGGAGAUGAAGAGGUGGAGCUUGCUCAGGUGGAACAUUAUGCAGAGCUGUUGAAGAAAGUCAGCACCAAGAAACCUCCCCCUGCCAUGGAUGACCUGGAUGAUGAUUCUGACAGUGCUGAAGCAACAAGUACUUAAUAUUCAGUGACAGCAGAGAUGGGCAGGAAGCUGUGGCUGUGUUCCAGUUACCGUGAAAAGCUACGGCUGGGUCUUUGCCAGCUCUUUAGCUGUGCACCAGCGUCCUCUGAACUUUCCUAGAAGCUCUUGAUUCAGGGUCCUCCUUCAUGAUUUGUUUCUUCUUUCUAGACACUUGACUUUGUCUGCUGCAUCAGAUGACAGCAUAGGAGAGGAGUCGACUAGUGGGUGCUGACUUCCUACCAACUGGCUGUAAUCUUUGUGUUUGAGCCCCUCAGUAUUUAAGCAUGUGUGUGGAACUGAUAGAGCAAAAGCCAAAGAAGCAGUCUUUAGAUUAUAAUAAAUCUCCAGGAACUGUUCU